UUUUUAAAAUAAACCUUUUUCAGCCUAACGACAAUUGAUUGUCGGCUGAUUUGCAAGUGAGGGUUCGCAGAUGCUUAGUUUAGCUUUAGGUUCAAGUUCAAUGUAAAGCCAAACGAGUUUGCCAAUUGCUCGUUAGAUGAAUUUGCUGAAGGACAAUCUGGCUGGCAAAAAUUUUCGGGCAUAUAAAGCCGUAGACUUGGCAUCGAAUCAGCAACAGUCACUCGUCGACUUCAAAGCACCAAGCAAACCAAAAUCCCAAAUCCAACCAUGUUCCGCUUCAUUGCCAUCUGUGCCCUGGCCACCAUCGCCGCCGCUGCUCCGGGAUUCGUUGAGGAGCACCAUGUGGCCGUCGCCCCUGUUGUGGCUAAGGUUGGUGCUGUCGUCCACAGUGCUCCGGUGGCUACUUCCCACCAGAGCUUCACCCAGUUCCACAACCAGGCUGUGCUCACUCCCGUGGUCAAGCAUGUGGUGCCUGCUGUUCCUGUGAUCAAGACUGUGGCUCCAGUGGUUCCCGUGGUCAAGACUGUGGCUCCCGUUUACUCCGUGGCUCCCGUUGUCAAGCAUGUUGCCCCCAUCGUGCCCGUUGUCAAGCAUGUGGCUCCAGUGGUUCCCGUCAUCAAGACUGUUCCCGUGGUCCAGCACCAGACCUAUGUCGCUCCCGCUGUGCACCAUGUGGCUGCCGUUCCCGUCGUGAAGGCUCUGCCCCAUGCCGUCUCCCACCAGAGCCACACCCAGGUGCACCACCAGAAGACCAUCAUCACCCCAGUGGUUGCUCCCCUGCCGGUGGUUAAGACUGUCGCCGUGGCCCCUGCCCCUCUGGCCCAUGUCUACCAUCAUUAAGAAACUAU
This is a messenger RNA of Drosophila eugracilis, 848 nucleotides long. RefSeq names its product calphotin. Lineage: Eukaryota; Metazoa; Arthropoda; Insecta; Diptera; Drosophilidae. The coding region runs from base 268 to 840 and encodes 190 amino acids. The transcript is spliced from 2 exons. The record is from RefSeq and is a predicted model, not a curated record.